UCAAAAUGCCCUUGGCUUCUAGCGGGAGCGCGAAUCAUGUGAAUAGCAAUACAUUUGGAUCCUCUGGUAAAGACAAUCCUCAAUAUGAAAGUGUGCAAGUAAGACAACGUGGUGCCUGGGAUUUCGCAUCUUACUAUGAAAGUCUCUGUGUUCUUCAAGAUUCAUGUCCUCUGCAAGCUGUCAAAGCUAAUUUGAAUGUUAACACACUAGAUAUCAAUGCUGAUCGAGUACGCGAAGAAGAUUGGGAACCGAUUUUCAAUUCAAUCAAAAUCAAUAAAAGCUUGGAAUUUAUCGCCGUCAGAAGUUAUUAUGACCCGGAGCCCGAAGACAUGCCAACUCCUCGUUAUCCCAUACUGAAAUCGAGUCGUAAAGCGCCUUCAAUUAGGAAAAAAGAGCUAAUAAGUAAAUUGAGCCGUGCUUUGAAGCAGUGCCUUAAAGUCACUGGGAAUCUAAAAGUCCUUGAGCUGCAAGGACUUCCUUUGUCAUUCAAAGACGUGGAAGAAAUUUCUGCUGGACUGCACGAGAAUGACACCCUUACAAAAUUAUCGCUCGAGUUUUGUGAUAUCGGCAACGAUUCUGUGGAAGUUUUGUGCCUGGGGUUGAAGCAUGCACUAUGCGUAUCAUUCUUGGAUUUAACGUGCUGUAACCUAUCUUCUGUUGGUGCGAAUGCUCUUGCCAAACUUGUAGUUUAUCAGUCAUCUCUACGACAUGCUGAAGCUUGGCAAGAUAGUUUGCGUUAUCGAAGACCUAAUUUAGACAUGCUUUUGGGUCUUCGUAGAAUUGUACUUAACGGCAACUCGCUCAUUGGCGACGAGGGAGCUGCAUGCUUUGCAGAUGCACUUAGAGAUGAUCUUUGGCUGAAGGCACUAGACUUACAGAAAUGCGGCCUUACAAAUGAUGGGGCAAAAGCAUUGCUAGAAGUAUUGAAGUUUAGUGUUACAAUGGUAGUGUGUGACAUCAGAAAGAAUCCGUUUGUUGACAAAGAGCUAAUCAGAUCCGUAACUGAGCAGUGUUUAAUCAAUUGUCAAGGUCGCGAUGUCGAAUAUCCGUGGCUAAAAAUGAAGUCUAGUGAAAAUCCUGAUAUAUUGAAACUAAAAAUGAAAACUUUUAGUUCGGCAACUAAUACACCUCGGAGCUCUAGAGGAAGCGGUGCAUCAUCGCGGAAAGCAAAGAAAGCGAAGUCUGACCUGAAAAGCCAAACAGCUCGCGAAGAAUCUCAGAAACGUGCAAAGAUACCUGUCAGCUCCGGAUACCCAUGGCGAACUGCAAUGCGUGUCAAUCGCCACAAAACUUUGGCUUCUGAGCAUGAUUUGAUGGCAUCCGAAAAAAACGCAUCAGAGCGAGAGAAUCAGCAUCAAAUACGAAGAGGUCAGAGUUCUAGUCAAGUUGUCUCUCAUUAUGGUCCUGGCGCAGUUGAACUAAGUUAUGACGACGAAGACUUUACGAUGACAGGGAUUCAACCGAAUGGCUAUGGAGCUCCGAGAGUCGAUCAUCACAGCAGAUCAAAUGACUUGGAAACUAAGAGACCAAGUACUGCACGUCCAAAUUUGGGGAGUGAAAUGAGUUCAGAUAUGCGACUGGUUAUGGUUGAACUUGAGAAGAUGAAAAUGAAGCUGGACCGAGAAACAGACGCCAGGAGAAGGUGUGAUCAAAGGCUAAUUGAUCUUGAGAUUGAAAACAGCAGACUUCGAAGAGAGGUUCUAUCGGCCAAAAGUGGGGGUGCAACGGCAGGCAACUUGAGCGAAGAACAAAGUGUGAUUCUCGACUCGGUCGAGGAAACGUUCAAAAAGUUCUCCAAGUUUUUGGACUUGUUGAGGCAAGCUGGUUUCGGAGAUCUUGCUGAUCUGGCCGGACUGGACACGGAAGACCUGGAGAAAAUGUCACAAACCAGACCAGGAAAGAAACCAACUUUACAGAAACUUGAUUCAGUGGAUUCAGGAACUGCGGAUGAUUACACGCUCAACAAUAGAAAUUUCAGUAAAACCAGCCAGUUUGGAGGCCAAGGUGAUGCGCAGAGAAACAACUUGAUGGAAAUGCCAAAAUCAGAAGGCAAGAAGACAGCGAUUUCUAGCAAAAGUAGAGAGGAGGGCGGAUCAAAAUAUUACGCGAAAACUUCAGAGGAAUUGAUGCAAGAAAUCCGAAGCAUGACAAACGAACAGUCCGAAAAUGAUUUUACUGCAGCCGAAAAGAGCCACAGACAGUCUAAAAGAGAGGAUAUGAAUGUUGAAGACAUAUUGGAUGAUGAAGAUGAAGACGAGUCACAUUUCAGGAAUAAUUCAGAGAUGGAUCAAAGAACUCCGUCUCCAUUGCCCAUUUCAAUUGUCACUGACAACGAAGGCUCUAGAUAUGACUGAUAAAGGAAUGAACGUAAACUCAUCUGCAAGUUGUAAAAAAUGCCACAAAUUAUAAUUUCAAAUCCGUCUACUUAGCCUCACAAAAAUAUACUGAUAUUUUGACUAUAUUUCCCAGUUUUAUUGUAACCAUGUUUUGCUUAAAGCAGAAACUAACUCUUAAAUACCCCCAUUAUGUACAGAUCUGUAUGUACUAAGUUAGUACGAAUUGAGUUUUAGAAAUGUAAAUGUGCUAUAGAUAACUUAGAUAUAUUAGACAUUUUGCAAAGUUUCGAAAGUUGUCAUAUUUUGUACAGUUCGGUUGAAUUUGUUUGCAAAGAGUUUACUAAUAAACGUUUGAAAUA
This is a messenger RNA of Symsagittifera roscoffensis, 2695 nucleotides long. RefSeq names its product centrosomal protein of 78 kDa-like. The record is from RefSeq and is a predicted model, not a curated record. The transcript has a single exon. Lineage: Eukaryota; Metazoa; Xenacoelomorpha; Acoela; Convolutidae. The coding region runs from base 6 to 2354 and encodes 782 amino acids. Gene Ontology annotation, molecular function: protein binding. Gene Ontology annotation, cellular component: centrosome.